AUGGAGGAUGCCAGAGAAAGGACGCGAAUACGAAUGAGCUACAAUGACUUAAUUUUAAUCCUAUCCUUAUGCUACUCGAUUGGAGACAUAUUUUUACAGUGGAAUAAUUUUAUCAAGUGUUACAAACCAAUUCAUGUAUGGUUAGUUGUGUCGUUUAUAUCCAUAGUGUUAUACAGACUGUCUCAUUUUUUAGCUCAAUAUUUAAGCAAUGAUAGUGAUGAGUUUAUAAUAUACAGACGAAAUAGUCCCCCAUAUUAUAUAAACAUUCUAGUUUUGUGUGUGUUGUUUCCAUUUUUUCUCAUAUGGAAUAUAGUAGGGACAAUAUGGAUUUAUCAAAUUAUCAAAUAUACUCCAAAAUGUCUACCAAGAAAUAAUCACCCAUGGUUUAUUGUUCUGUGGAUUGCACUUUGUUAUGUUUGGAUUUUAUUAUAUUUAUUUUUUAUUUUAUUGUCCUUAUAUCUGGAAUACCAAUCAAGAAUUUAUGAGCGAACGCUAAUCAAUAUGCAAGCCAACGACAUUUUCACUAGGUGGAGUGACAACAUCGAUAUGAUACGAGACUAUGGUAUAUUCAUUUACCGAAAAGGGCUUCGUUUAAAACAAAUUGAAAGCUUACCAUACUAUUAUAUAAAGAAUGUUGCAAGUGAAUCCAAAUGUUCCAUAUGCCUAAACGAUUUUCAAGUGGACGAAUGUGUGCGAACAUUGCAACUCUGCAGUCACACGUUUCACAAAUCGUGCAUCGAUUUAUGGCUCGUUAGGAGUGCCACUUGCCCUAACUGUAAAUCGCCUAUUGCGUCGCAGGGAAUUUUUGGAAACAUAUAG
Plasmodium gonderi is the source of this 819-nucleotide messenger RNA. RefSeq lists its product as hypothetical. Gene Ontology annotation, biological process: sugar mediated signaling pathway. The record is from RefSeq and is a predicted model, not a curated record. Bases 1 to 819 code for a protein of 272 amino acids. Gene Ontology annotation, molecular function: ubiquitin-protein transferase activity. The transcript has a single exon. NCBI's taxonomy places the organism in Eukaryota, Apicomplexa, Aconoidasida, Haemosporida, Plasmodiidae.